Mytilus californianus (California mussel) is the source of this 1377-nucleotide messenger RNA. Its product is annotated as caspase-3-like. The record is from RefSeq and is a predicted model, not a curated record. Gene Ontology annotation, molecular function: cysteine-type endopeptidase activity. The transcript has 7 exons. The coding region runs from base 60 to 1217 and encodes 385 amino acids. Lineage: Eukaryota; Metazoa; Mollusca; Bivalvia; Mytilida; Mytilidae. Gene Ontology annotation, biological process: proteolysis.
GAAGUUCAAUGCAUGAGUGAGGUCAUAUUACGAAUUUUAAAUUAUAAAGGAGGUAAACAAUGCCAGCUAUACCAAAAGAGGCGUUUGACAAGCAUGCUUAUCUCACCACUGAACUAAGCAACUACAUCGGCAGUUCGAUUGACAAUGAUCAGUAUCAACGACUUUUAAAUAGGCUGAAGUCUGUACUUACUCCAAAAGACAGACAAAAUGCUAAUACCAUUAUGGACAUCCUGGAAUCUAUGGAGAAGAAAAGCUAUAUUGCACCUGGCAAAUAUGCAGAUUUAAAAAAGAUUUUAAAUGAAUUUGACGAACGAAUAGUUCGAGAUGUAAUAGAACCAAUAGAAGAAGAAAUUAGCGCUAUCUUAGAAAAGAAUUCAACCAAUACUGCUCUACCCCCUGGACAAAGUGAUAGUAGUAACAAAGAAGCUGUUGCAUCAAGUUCUACUGACAAACAACCACCAAAAAAGAAAAGGAAAAUAUCCGAAAUUGCAAUACCGGAUUCAGCUAAGUAUGUGUAUGAGAAUUCCGGUCAGAAAGGUCUCAUGUUGAUACUGAAUUUCUCUCGAGACCGAGAAGGAAGUACAGAUGACGUGGAAAAACUUACAACUUUCUUCGGAGGCAAGUUUGAUUUUGAAAUUGAAAACCAACCCGAUUUGAAAAAAGAAGAUUUACAGAAGGAGUUGACUGGAUUUAGAGAAGAGUACCUAAACAGUCCAAGACAUUCAAAGAAAUACUAUUGUUUUGUUUGUGUUAUAAUGAGUCACGGGAAUGAGAAAGGAAUCAUGACCGAUGAUAAACAGGCAAUUUCAAUCGAUGAAAUAACCUCAUACUUCAAAAAUAAAGAAACACCUCACUUUAUUGGAAAACCAAAGAUAUUUAUAGUCCAGGCGUGUAGAGGUUCAUCUAUUCAACCAGUAAUAACACCAGACGACUGGCCAGAGGAUAAAAUGUCGGUACCACACGAUGCUGAUAUUCUUAUAGCAUACGCAACUACUCCAGGGUUUAAAGCCUUUAGGACGAAGUAUUCUGAUGAAGGAGCAUGGUUCAUACACGUAUUACUUCAGGAGAUUGAAGAAUCCUACGAAAGCGACCACCUUGAAGACAUGUUGAUCUCAGUAAGAUAUAAACUGGCAAUUGACGAGGAAUGGAGGCGGCAUGAAAUGUGUCAAAUGCCAUGCACAUGGACAACCUUGACGAAAAGACUUUUUUUCAGAUAACGCAUUCGUAAUGAGUGUUGAAAUAUCGAUAAGGCAGCUUUGCACACACAUAUAAAUUUUCUGUCCAUUUUAUUGGGAAAAUUCAUCGUAUAAUAUGAAAAGAUUGUAAAAGUCAUCUAUACUUAUGAUAAAGGCAUAAUAAAAUAAUCAUGAUCUCUAA